AUGGGUGGUGGAGGCCGGCUGAAUGAAAUAGGAGAGCCAGUGAGGGAUCUGGUUUGGUGCAUGUCGUACUAUCUACGCUGUGACAUUCCCCUGUACAGUCUGUUUGGCUCAGUGUGACUGGAAUGUUGUAAAUGUCUCAGGUUACUGGAGAGUCACUGGUUGGUGUGGGUGAAUCAGAUGAGUCAUCUGCCAAUGGACAUUGACCACCAGAGGCACCAGGACUGGUUACAACAACACCUCCAAGCCACUUGCAAUACUGGGCAGUGUGUCUUCAACGACCGGUCCACAGGACACCUCAGCUUUCAGAUGGAGCAUCACCUUCUGAAGUUCACAUAUACUGCAUUUUUACUCCUCCGUGCCCUCUGUGUGAACUAUGGGAUUCCUUACCAUGUGAAAACUCUGUGUCAAGGCUUCGGGUGGUCCUCAGAUAUGUCCAAGUCACUGACAAACUCAGGAGACCUCUGGGUCGAUGCAUGGCUCCAUAAAUGAGAAGCCCUGUUCCCCACACUGCACCUAAAGGGAAUCCUGUUUUCUCCUCACAUGCAUCAUGAAUUGAUUGUGUCUGUUUGGUUUAAUGAUCCAACGCAGUGUGGGUAUGUUUUAUUUACAUUGGUGUUACAGCUAAGUCUUGGUUUCCCGUUUCAGAUACUGUGCAGGAUUUAUUU
Molecule: messenger RNA, 665 nt
Organism: Pleuronectes platessa (European plaice)
Lineage: Eukaryota; Metazoa; Chordata; Actinopteri; Pleuronectiformes; Pleuronectidae
Gene: fads2
Product: fatty acid desaturase 2
Exons: 6
Biological process (GO): lipid metabolic process
Cellular component (GO): membrane
Molecular function (GO): oxidoreductase activity, acting on paired donors, with oxidation of a pair of donors resulting in the reduction of molecular oxygen to two molecules of water
Source: RefSeq, a predicted model, not a curated record